This is a messenger RNA of Scophthalmus maximus (turbot), 1670 nucleotides long. Its product is annotated as testicular acid phosphatase homolog. Gene Ontology annotation, cellular component: lysosome; postsynaptic membrane. Bases 174 to 1412 code for a protein of 412 amino acids. The transcript has 12 exons. Lineage: Eukaryota; Metazoa; Chordata; Actinopteri; Pleuronectiformes; Scophthalmidae. Gene Ontology annotation, biological process: peptidyl-tyrosine dephosphorylation involved in inactivation of protein kinase activity; lysosome organization; negative regulation of ERBB4 signaling pathway. The record is from RefSeq and is a predicted model, not a curated record. Gene Ontology annotation, molecular function: protein tyrosine phosphatase activity; receptor tyrosine kinase binding; acid phosphatase activity.
CCCUUACUGGAACAUGCACUUAAUGUCAAUCUGGGUAUGACUGGAGAUUCGGGAUGCACAGCAGUCCGCCCCCGUCUGUGAUCCUGUGACUGAAAGAGCUAAAUGUGGACAAGUAUGCUGAGGGUCUCCCUCAUAUUUGCAGAGGAACUCUACAGGUAAAGAGAUCGACAAAGAUGUGGAAGUUCCAGCAGAGUUUGGGUUGUUUACUCCUUCUCUGUUGCAUCAGCAUCACUGAGUGUCGGGUACUAAAGUUUGUCGUAGCCGUGAUGCGACACGGUGAUCGAUCUCCUAUUGAGUCAUAUCCCAGGGACCCUCAUGGGGAGGAAGUGUGGGCUCAGGGCUUCGGACAGUUGACUGAGCUGGGCAUGAAACAACAGUUCGAGCUGGGCAGGUUCCUAAAGCGGCGCUACGGAAACUUUGUCAGCGAGGACUACGACAACAAAGAGUUAUAUGUGCGGAGCACUGACUACGACCGUACCCUGAUGAGCGCCCAGGCUUGCCUCGCUGGAAUGUUCCCUCCAACCAGACGCCCGCCUCCCAUUGCGCCCCAGUUGCUCUGGCGGCCUAUUCCAGUGCACACCAUCCCCAGGGCUCAGGACAAGCUGCUGAAGUCUCCGGGUAAAGACUGUCCGCGGUUUAGAGCGCUGAUGACGGACACCUUUGAGAGUGAGCAUUACCAGAAAUUCCUAAGGGCUCACCAGUACUUUGCGGAGGGACUCUCCAACAACACUGGCUACCCUGUGUCCAAACUGGUCGGCAAAAAAAUCUGGAGGGUCUAUGACACGCUUACCUGUCAGAUGAUUCAUAACUUGACUCUCCCACGUUGGGCCACCCGAGACGUUCUGGACACCCUGAGGAGAAUAGCAUCCUUCGAGGUCAUGUACAGCAUCCUCAGUCACAAGCGAAAAGAGAAGGCCCGGCUCUCCGGAGGGGUCUUACUGAAUGCCAUCCUGAGGAAUUUCUCCGGGGCUGUAGAGCAAAGGAGCAGCCUGAAGUUCAUUAUGUACUCAGCUCAUGACUCCACACUCAUCACCCUCCAGGCUGCUCUGGACGUGUACAACGGCCUUCUUCCUCCUUACGCUGCCUGUCAGCUCUUUGAGUUCUACCAGGAGUAUGAUGGAUCCUAUUCUCUGGGGCUUUAUUACCGCAAUGACUCCGGGCGGGAACCCUACCCCAACGCUGUGCCAGGAUGUAACGGGCUGAACCCCUGCUCUUUGUCCCUGUUCAACGAGCUGGUGCGGGACGUGGUGGCCGAGGACUGGGAGGUUGAGUGCGGGUUUAGGACAAAAUGGUCAAGCACAGGUGUCUUGACAGCUCUUGCAGUGGUCGUGGGUCUCCUGGCAGUGGCGCUGUUGUUCAGCAUAGGCGUGGCAGUUCGCAGGAGGCGAGCACACUACUCCAGGGAGGUGUAACGCAAUGUGCCAAAAAUACACAAGUUGCUUCUCAGCUGUGGAAACAGCUCUAAUACUAUUAAUAACAACAACAAUGUGCCAUGUAGUUUGAUCAUUUAGAUCCUGACAGAGUGUGUGUGUGUGUGUGUGUGUGUGUGUGUGUGUGUGUGUGUGUGUGUGUGUGUCAUUUCUUCUAUAAUUAUGUUCAGAUGACUAAACAAAAUAUACAGCAUGUUCAUGGAUAUUAUUGAAAAUAAUUUGACAAAGAAAUUAAAUGUU